Molecule: messenger RNA, 1272 nt
Organism: Nylanderia fulva
Lineage: Eukaryota; Metazoa; Arthropoda; Insecta; Hymenoptera; Formicidae
Product: pyrimidodiazepine synthase
Biological process (GO): glutathione metabolic process
Cellular component (GO): cytoplasm
Molecular function (GO): glutathione transferase activity; glutathione dehydrogenase (ascorbate) activity
Source: RefSeq, a predicted model, not a curated record
AAUUUUCGUAGUUCUAGACGUGUAUCUCAUUGUUGAUGAUCGUAUGACGUUUAUCAAAAAAUGACAAAUAGAAGAGAAAAAUGAUGAGAGAAGUCAAUGAAUGAACAUAGAAGGCGUACAUGUGCUCCGCGAUAAAGCAAUUAAAUUCUAUCUCUUUCUCUCUCUCCUAUGCUAUAUCUGUGAUAUCCUCGUAUAGAGGAGACCUCGUACUGUCAUCGAUAUAUUUAUUCCUCCACCUGACUGAAGGAUAACGUCAAGCGUUAUUUAGAACGUAGGUAGACGGAAUCUCUCUUUCUGACAUUUGACAACUAAUAACGAGGAUCAGGAUGACUGCAAAACACUUGAGUACCGGAUCGGUACCUCUGCCCCUUGUACCUGGAAAAAUACGCUUGUACAGUAUGCGUUUUUGUCCAUACGCACAGAGGAUACAUCUGGUGCUGGAUGCCAAACAAAUUCCAUAUGAUGUAGUAUAUGUGAAUCUAACGCACAAGCCAGACUGGUUAAUAGAAAAAAGCCCUUUGAAUAAAGUUCCUUGCAUUGAAUUAGAAGGAGAAGAAACGCUAUACGAGAGCCUAAUUAUUGCUGAUUAUCUGGAUGAUGCCUAUCCUCAAAAUAAAUUAUAUCCAAGUAAUCCUUUAGCAAAAGCUAAGGAUAAAUUAUUAAUUGAUAGAUUUAAUACAGUAAUAACAACUAUGUAUAAGGUAUUUUAUCCAGGCCCAACAUUAGAACAAGAUGUAUUUAAUGAUGCAUUAAAUGGUUUAAAAUUAUUUGAUCAAGAGUUGGCAAAAAGAGGAACUCCCUUUUUUGGAGGAAGCAAGCCUGGCAUGUUGGAUUUUAUGAUAUGGCCAUGGUGCGAAAGAGCAGAUGUGAUAAGAAUUAUACGGGGAGAACAAUUUGUCAUACCUCGAGAACGUUUCUUGCGACUGCUUGAAUGGAAAACUGCUAUGAAAGAAGAUCCUGCAGUACGUGGCAGCUUUCUGGAUGUUGAAGCACAUGCCAAGUACAUACGCAGUCGUAUAGCUGGGAUACCUCAGUAUGACUUAAUGACUUAAUAACUGAAGACAGUACAAUCUAAUCACAAAACCCAUUCCAUCUAACAAUCUUUUAAGUUCAAAUAAUUCAUUCCUUCUCUUUAUAUAUUGCUAAUUCAAUGUACCAAAUUGCAUUUUAUAGAAAAAAUACAUAUUUACAAUAUAAAAUAAACAUUCAUGCAAUAACAAUCUAAAACAAGCAGUAACUAGUGAAAUAAAAAAGCCUUUAUUUUGAUUGUUA